Messenger RNA from Schistocerca piceifrons (Central American locust), 1269 nucleotides. Its product is annotated as protein TMEPAI-like. NCBI's taxonomy places the organism in Eukaryota, Metazoa, Arthropoda, Insecta, Orthoptera, Acrididae. The record is from RefSeq and is a predicted model, not a curated record. Bases 1 to 936 code for a protein of 311 amino acids. The transcript is spliced from 4 exons. Gene Ontology annotation, molecular function: R-SMAD binding. Gene Ontology annotation, biological process: negative regulation of transforming growth factor beta receptor signaling pathway. Gene Ontology annotation, cellular component: early endosome membrane; Golgi membrane.
AUGCGGCUAGCCUUGCCCCGUUAUGCAUGCUGCGCCCGUGAGCAUGUGGGCGACCUUUCCGCCGCCUGCUCCCUUAUCGCGCGCUGCACUACGUACGUAGAGCGGCGGCUGGGCGUCGCGCAGUACGUGUUGCUAGCGCGCCGCCGUCCGCCGUCUGGCUCACCUCCGGUGCAGCUUUUGCCGCCGUCGCUGGCGCAGCAGUACAUUUUCUCUUUCAACAACCGUCGCACGCCCGCCUUGCCUGGGCUGGCAGUAUUAGUGUUGGUUGUGGCUGUGGUGCUGGCCACUCUGGGCCUGGUGACGUGCGUCGUGAGCCACUACCGAACGACUGGCGGUGGCCUGGGGGGGCGCGCGCGCUCCUGGCACAAGAGUGAGCCACCGCCCCCCGCCCCCGCCGGCCCACCUGUACCUCCACCUGCCCCCAUGGUGGUGGGGAUGGAACGGUUGAGCCGCGAGCUGCGGGACAGACAGGUACGCCUCCACUCGGUCAGUACAGACUUGGAAUUGGGACUGCCACCAAAUAUUGCCUUACCAGAUGGGGAGGAACUCCCUUAUGGCAGUUCGACACGACUGAAAAUUCGGGACCCGGAGCAGGAGAGUGAAAUCUACCAAAAGUGCAUCCGGCCGCCUCCAAACCGAACAGUGUUCGAUGGGGAAUCGCCACCCCCUUAUCGGUCAAGCUCGACAGGUCUCCUUGGAGGUGGUGGGGACUGGGCGUCUACGCAUGUCGUACGAUGCCAUAGCUUGUCAUCGGCAGGUUUGCCAUGUACCACACCUGCUGUUGUGGUUCCAUCCACCGCGUCUGCUGUGGCCACCCGUGCACGGCGACUUUCUGCCUUCUCAGACUCGCCCGUCCCCGUUGCUGUGUCCGAUCUGACACUGGUGCCCUGCCGGACCGAAGGCCGGCGGACUCCGCCAGGGGGCCCAGCGCAGUAGUCUGCAUCGACAGUGUGCUGUCAUGUGUCAUAUGUUUCGGGAUUGUGUGCAGUGUGUGAAUGGGUCAUCUGACACUGAUGCGUGUAAAAAUAUAUAUAUGUGUAUGUAUAUGUAUAGAUUUAGCUAUCGUUUGAGAUCUCAAGGAGGAUGUAAUUCUGAAGGUGACCGAUGUGCAAGAGUGUAAUUGAUGAACAUGUGUAACAUUGUUGAGAGUAGUAGCUGCAUUUGACGAUGUACUGGGAUACAUUACUUUGUGAUAAUAAUAUAUAGUUUGUGGGCUGGUCAGCACACAUUACACAUGUGAUUCGAUAAAUCGUGUGUUAUUACAAUGCA